AUCCCGCCCGUCCUGGCCCCGCCCCGCGGCGGCGCGCAGGGCAGACCGGGGGCGCGCAGGCAGCCGCGGCCGCCGCCAUGGGCUGCACUGUGAGCGCCGAGGACAAGGCGGCCGCUGAGCGGUCCCGCAUGAUCGACAAGAACCUGCGGGAGGACGGCGAGAAGGCGGCGCGGGAGGUGAAGCUGCUGCUGCUGGGUGCUGGCGAGUCUGGGAAGAGCACCAUUGUCAAACAGAUGAAAAUCAUCCAUGAGGAUGGCUACUCAGAGGAGGAGUGCCGGCAGUACAAAGCCGUGGUCUACAGCAACACCAUCCAGUCCAUCAUGGCCAUCAUCAAGGCGAUGGGGAACCUGCAGAUUGACUUUGGAGACUCCUCCAGAGCGGAUGACGCUCGGCAGCUGUUUGCGCUCUCCUGCACCGCUGAGGAGCAGGGCAUCAUGCCAGAGGACCUGGCCAGUGUGAUCCGGAGGCUGUGGGCUGACAACGGGGUCCAGGCUUGUUUUAACCGCUCCCGAGAGUACCAGCUGAAUGACUCCGCUGCCUACUACCUGAACGACCUGGAGAGGAUAGCCCGUGUUGACUACAUCCCCACUCAGCAGGAUGUGCUGCGCACCAGGGUGAAGACCACCGGCAUCGUAGAGACCCACUUCACCUUCAAGGACCUGCACUUCAAGAUGUUCGACGUGGGGGGCCAGCGCUCGGAGCGGAAGAAGUGGAUCCACUGCUUCGAGGGGGUGACGGCCAUCAUUUUCUGUGUGGCCCUGAGUGCCUAUGACCUGGUGCUGGCUGAAGACGAGGAGAUGAACCGGAUGCACGAGAGCAUGAAGCUGUUUGACAGCAUCUGCAACAACAAGUGGUUCACGGACACAUCCAUCAUCCUCUUCCUCAACAAGAAGGACCUCUUCGAGGACAAGAUUGUGCACAGCCCCCUCACUAUUUGCUUCCCUGAGUACACAGGGGCCAACAAGUAUGACGAGGCGGCCAGCUACAUUCAGAGCAAGUUCGAGGACCUGAACAAGCGGAAGGACACCAAGGAGAUCUACACCCACUUCACUUGCGCCACCGACACCAAGAACGUGCAGUUCGUCUUUGAUGCCGUCACCGACGUCAUCAUCAAAAACAACCUGAAGGACUGUGGGCUCUUCUGAGCGCCGGCGCUGCCCAGGACCCCUGGGCCUGCCAGUGAAGGAAGGACCAUGCCACCCCCCACUCCUGCUUCUCUUCGGAUUCAUCCCUCUGCCCCCACCCCAUAAAGAGACUUCUGGGUGCCAGCGCAGUGGCAGGGCCCGUGUCCCCCCUGCUGCCUGUGUUUGUCCCCCGCCACCCUCCUCCUCCUCGCUGGCGUCACCCUUCCCGGGGAAAACGAGGUUUUAAUCUUGGUUUUUAAGCCCUGAACCCUUCCACCCCCCUGUCCAUGUGCUCCAUGUCCCCUGUUGAUGUGCUCCGAGCCCUGGCGCUCUCUCUGUUUACAUUGCAAGUGUUGCUGGCACGGGGAGGGGACAGGGGGGUCCCCUCGCGGAUGCCCACCCAGCCAAAAACACGACGAUGACAUUCCUUUGAGUAGACCAGAAAAGAAAGACAAAAAAACCCCACCAACCACCCCAAACCCAUGCAAAAAAACCACACCACAGUGGCUGGGGCCAGGUUGCUUUUUAAAGAAACCUUUUUACCAAACUAUUUAAAAGCGUCGAGUGCUAUGUGGUGGCAGCGUCCUCCACAGCCAGCCCACCCCCAACCGUGUGCCUUGGGGGGGGUCCCACACCCCACCCCGCCUCGCUGCCCCCCAACACUGCCCGAGGGGCGGGCAGGGGGUGCUGCCGCUGCCUGUAUCCCCCCUCCCCCCCCCUUCUUUCUAAGCCUAGUUUUGUAGGGCUAGCUGUUGCGUUGGGCAAGGAGAGCCUGCUGUACAGUGGCCCCUGCUGUCCCCCCCCAGCCCGGGGGGGCCCCCUCAGCCGGUGCCUGCGGCCUCGCUUUUCCCACAGGAUGUUUUACCGAAUUGUUCACAUGGUUUGAAAUAAUAAAAUGUAGAAA
Strigops habroptila (Kakapo) is the source of this 2028-nucleotide messenger RNA. It is a transcript of the gene GNAI2, whose product is annotated as G protein subunit alpha i2. The coding region runs from base 78 to 1145 and encodes 355 amino acids. The record is from RefSeq and is a predicted model, not a curated record. Gene Ontology annotation, cellular component: heterotrimeric G-protein complex. Gene Ontology annotation, biological process: adenylate cyclase-modulating G protein-coupled receptor signaling pathway; gamma-aminobutyric acid signaling pathway. Gene Ontology annotation, molecular function: G protein-coupled receptor binding; GTP binding; G-protein beta/gamma-subunit complex binding. The transcript is spliced from 9 exons. NCBI's taxonomy places the organism in Eukaryota, Metazoa, Chordata, Aves, Psittaciformes, Psittacidae.